CUAGAAAUCUCCAGCGACUAUAGCUGAUUCUAUGCCGCAAUUGUCCACUCCACGCACGAUGCGGAAGAAGCCUUCUUCUCCCCAAUCUUUAUUCCAUGAGUUGGCGAUUGUCCAGUAUUUGGUUCCAUUCUCAACUCCCCAUCCGAUCAUUUUCACAGCGUGUCGGCCUCUCGAUCUACCAGACGUGUGCUGAAAGCAGCAGAGAGUAA
Haemonchus placei is the source of this 209-nucleotide messenger RNA. NCBI's taxonomy places the organism in Eukaryota, Metazoa, Nematoda, Chromadorea, Rhabditida, Trichostrongylidae. The record is from the annotation of a GenBank genome assembly.